Molecule: messenger RNA, 3590 nt
Organism: Kickxella alabastrina
Lineage: Eukaryota; Fungi; Kickxellomycota; Kickxellomycetes; Kickxellales; Kickxellaceae
Exons: 1
Coding region: 266-3535 (1089 amino acids)
Source: RefSeq, a predicted model, not a curated record
AGCUCGGCUGGACACCAGAAACUUGUCUGCAGAGCCGUGGCUGCCCCUUCCUUCUUCCUUACUCCACACCUCAUCUCACCUCACCUCACAAAUAGGAACUGGCAUCCUAUCCAUCUUGUAAAAAAAUUUUCUCUCUCUAAACUAUCUCUUAAUUAUUAUUUAUACCAUUCUGCAUUCUAUUUUGCAUAUCUAGCAAGCUGCAUCCUUCAACACAACUUUUACCACAGUUCUUACCACGCACAAGGCGAGCAACAACAACACAAACAUGCCCAAGGCGAUAGUCCGUAUUCCCAACCACGGCGCUGUAUCAGCGGCCAGCGAACGGUCAAACUGCGGACUCGGCGAAAGCCUGUCUAGCGGGUUUACCAACAUCGGUGGAAUCCACAUGGGCCACUCCGAUCUGCCUCCUCGCAAGCGGGUAUUCGAAAGCACGGAGAACGUUCCGCCACAUUUUGUUUUGGAUGGCGCCGGACCCAAGCCCUCGGGCCCAGUCUCGGAUAAACCCAGCGUGUCGCUGCUAGACCUAGCCGCACAGCAGCAAACACAGAGCCAUCGAAAGCGCCGCUGCACGGCCAUCACGGCCAGCUCGCCCGGCGGACACCAAAACACAGUGACCAACCCGCGGCGCAUGGCACAAUACUCUGACAGCUCCAUUUUGCGCAGCAUUCCUCUUGCCUACCUGGGCGAGAUGAAUAAUAAGAGCCAGCAGAGGGCGACUGGCAAUCCACCCCUCAUUUCCACAAACCCGCCGCAAAAACACACAAACAUGCGCGGUCAUCUCACUCAUCCGCCUCAGCGGGUUGUGCAGAACCCCCGCCAAAAUGGCUUGGUUGUGAGACAACCGCCCACACUACAUCAGACAAUAGGUGCAGGCAGCGCAAGUAGCAGCAAUAAUGGCGCCGCAGGGCUUAGACGGAUGCCGAAACGCAACUUAAAGCCACUUGAUUUUUCGAGCCUUCACCGCCCUGGUGGCCAGUCUAGCCAAUCUGUUGGCGCAGUUCCGUUGUCUGGCGAUGGUACUGCCCCUACUGCCCUUACUAACGUUGCUGCUGGUGAUUUUACUGCUUUUGCAAACAAGUACACCGGGGCACAUUCUGCAGCGCUCGCGUCGGGUUGCGCAGCUGCUGAUGCUACCGGAGCUCGCGUCGUCUUGCUACCUGUCUCUCCCGCACAAUCAUCUCCGAUUUCCACGCUGCCUUUCGAUCCAGCGGGCCGUUCGGGACUGUCGCCAGAACCUACGUCAUGUAAGGAUAGCAGCGCUGUAACCGCGACUGCAUCUGCUGGCGCGCCCUGCUCGACCCAGCCGACACCACCAUACACGGGGCACCGGAAGCAUUCUGCCUUUUCUGGGCUUCUGGCCUCGGCGUAUGAGCGCGCAUCUGGCAAGCGCUCGUCCAAACGGGCCCUCAACUUUGGUAGCAACUCAUCAUUCGAGGACGAGGAGUCCUUGCAGGCGUGCGAUCCGGUGCUCGGCCCACGGUGCCCGGUGAUUGGCAACCCACGGGGGCUGUUCAACAAGCAAAAGAUGGAAAUCGACAGUUUGAAGAGCGAGCAAGCUGAUCACUCUGAGAUAAAGCUUUCCAACAUGGCGCACAAGGCACAUAGGACACAGGGGGCGCUUGAGGCCGCAGUCACUCAGAAUAAGCCGCGCGGACGCCCUCCAGGCAAGAAGACUGCGAAGGGUCUGCAGCAGUCAGCACUUUCAUCUGCGUUGGGCAGCGCAUCUGGCAGCAAGCGUGCGGUUUCGGUAUGCAAAUACUGCAAUAAGCAGUACAAAUAUCAGUCCAAGCUGGCCUCGCACGAGCAGCACUGCUCUUCUCGCCUUGAGGCACUGCUGUAUUCAGCGGAUGAGAACGAGCACCACAUUAUUCACUGCGUGUGCGGGCCUCGCCACGAUCGGCCGACAGGCGAGCGCGACGAGCUGCCAAUGGUGCAGUGCGACAAUUGCCAGCUGUGGCUGCACAUCGAGUGCAUGGGCGUAGACGAGGACAACUUGCCCGAUGAGUUCUAUUGCCCACGCUGCGACGCUGCUGGCUCCAGCGCCGAAAACGACAACGACAACGACGACGAUAUAUCUUGCCCAUCUACGCCCAAGCGUCGGCAUAUUGGAGGCGGCGGCAGCGAGUCUGCUAAGAUCAUGUCGCCAGAGUCAGACCGGCUUGCCAACCUGCUAGCUGGUGUGCCCAACGAUGGCUCCGAAACGGAUGAGGAGCCGAUGUACCUCCAUGCCAAGGGCGGCAAGACUCAGCGGUACAAUUACAAUGAUCCACCGAGCACCGACGAGACAGUAUCGAUUCUGGACGCCGCCGAGGUUGCGCGCUUCCACCGCCAGGGCAGUGCCCUAAAGCGCUGCUACUCGCCCGUCUCUCUCCGCUUGGCGCAGAGCGAGACCAACAAGUCGCCCGCGCUCUCGCCGUCCCGGCGCCGCCGCAUUCGCAAGUCCAAGAGCGGACCACACAAGGCCUUGUACACGGAUGUUGUGUCCUCGGACUUUUUGGGCUUGCCCCUUCCAGAGACAAUAUUCACUGUGAAGCCUAGCGCCAUUGGCACGACGCUAUCCGUUGGGCAGGACAUGUACAUGCAGCAGCAGUCGAUGGACGACAUGUCGCAAUUCCUUUUGGACCCGCAGCCGCAGUGGUCGCUGGCGCAGCUGUCCAACAUGCUUGGUGGCGCGGGUGGCGAUACCGGUGACAUGCUUGGCGGUGACAGCAGCUUUUACUUUGACCAGGCGCUCGCUGAUCUGGGCUUUGGGCUUGGCCCCGAAAGCAGCGGAAACAUGGGCGGCGAUGUCAACGGUCCGAUCCUCGGCAGCGGCGCGGGAGAAACACCACUGAGCGAGCUUGUCGAUCUUCCUGUCGACAACGAGUUUUCGGCACUUCUUGAUUCGAUUGCCAGCGGCAGUCCGGGCGCUGACAACGGAUUUGGCUGCUUGCUCACCGACGAGCUGAUGCUUGAGCUAAACACAACCAUGGCACCUGUCAGCACUCCGGUUGGGCAGGGCGCGGGUGCCUCACGCAUAUUUGGAUCGCGCAUCAACGGCACUACUCGCGACAUUGGCCACGGGUCGUCGUCUACCAUCACACUGAUGCACGAUAACAGCAGUGCUCUUGGCAGCCGAAACAACAGCGGCAGCGGCAGCACGGCACCCAGCAUGUCGGCAGCAAUGUCGCGCGCCAUGCCAUUGUCGGUCAGGCCGCCUUCUGGCAUGUCUGGCUUGGGCCGCGGUCACACCAAUUGCAGUGCUGGUUCCAAGCGGGGCAUACAGUCGGGCGCAAACCAGCAACAGAUGGCGCCGUACAGCGGCAGCGUCCUCAGCUCGGACAGCCUGCUGAAUCUCGGCCAGCCUUCGACCAGCAUGCUUGUGCACCCGUCUGCGUCCAUUGCGAUGAACAUGCCGUUGACCGCCCCGGCCUCUACUAGGCUGGACCACUUGGUUGUCGGGCAGCUUUUGGGCUCAGCACAGCUUCUCGACUGGCAGACCGAUGGCGACGCACUGGAGCAGGAGCUCGAAGGUCUCAUCAAUUUCGAUGCCUAACUUUUAUCACGAAAAUUUUUUUGAACUUUUUUUAAUUUAUUUGCUUUUAUCAAAC